UUUGGGGGCCGGUAUGGAAUCAUUCCAAUCAAUCCAAUCCAAUCCACUUUAUUUAUAUAGCACAUUUAAACAACAAAAAUGUUUCCAAAGUGCUGCACAACUUUAUUAAAAAUAAUAUUAAAAACAAUAAUAAAAACAAGAUUCAAAUAUUAUCCUUAGCUCCACCAUUGACUGAAUAAAAACAAAAAAUAAAUAAAUAUAAAAAAAAUAUAUAAAAAGAAAUAUGAUUAAAAACGAUUUUAAAGGGUAAAACCAAUUAAAACCGUAAAUAGAAAUCGAAAUGUAUAAAAAACACAGAGGACAACAGAGGACCACACGACUCACGUAGUGUUAAAAGCCAAAGAAUAAAAGUGGGUCUUAAGACGAGACUUAAAACACUCCACUGUGGGAGCAGUUUGAACAUGGAGGGGCAGAGUGUUCCAGAGCUUAGAGCAGACCACAGAGAAGGCCCUGUCUCCCCUGGAUUUAAGUCUGGUCUUGGGCACCACGAGCUGGAGCUGGCUCUCGGACCUCAGAGCGCGCGCAGGAGUGUCAAUUUGGAUGAGGUCCGAGAUAUACUGAGGUGCCGAUCCAUGUAAAGCUUUAAAAACAAACAGCAAGGUUUUAAAAUCAAUUCUAAAAUGAACAGGGAGCCAGGGCAAACUCUGAAGAAUUGGGGUUAUAUGCUGGCGUUUCCUGGCUCCUGUUAAAAGUCGUCCUGCCGCGUUCUGGACUAACUGCAACCGGGAGUUGCAGGCAGGAUUUGGCCCGCGGACCGCCGGUUUAAUAGCCCUGAUAUAAGCUAUUCUAAAAACAGCAAGUUGCUGAUUAGGCAAUUAUACUGGAAGGAAGCAAGAAGAAGACACACCUUCCCACUUCUGCUUUUUUUUCUGCACUCCGAAACAUCUCCCAUUUUGAAUGCACCUCAGAAAAAUGCAGGACGUGGUAUGUUUCAGGUUGCUCCAACAAUGAAGGAGAGUUGGAUUAUCCUGCUAUUUAUUUCACAUGCAUGGAGCAGAGACUGGCGGGUGACCUUCAAGGACCAGUGUGCCUUGGAAGGGGCCUCAGUGCUCAUCGGGUGCGAGUAUGAAUACCCUCUUGGUCAUUUAGUCACUUCAGUUGCCUGGUUUAGAGGUCAGCGGCUUUCCGACCGGUGGAUCCUGUAUUCCCUGCCGACAUCGUCGACACAAGUUCACUUCCAAUAUGUGGGCAACUCACGGGGAAACUGCAGUCUGAGGAUCAAUAACUUAAAACGGGCUGAUGAAGGACAUUACUUCUUUAGGUUCAAGACCGUGUUUAACAGCUGGACCAGCAGGCAUCCAGUCCAUGUGUCAGUGAAAGAACUGACAGCUGUUUUGGAGCCAAGCACGGUGACGGAGGGGCAAGAAGUCAGCCUGUCCUGUUGGAGCGGCUGUGCCACGCGGCUGCAGGUAGUCUGGUACCGCGAUGGAACACCGGUACCACGUCAGGUCUUCUCGGCAAGCAUAAAGGAUUCUGGGAGCUACUAUUGUGCUGUUCUCGGCCAAAAGAUCCAGUCGGCCUCUGUGGCUUUGAAUGUGCAACAUGCGCCAUACGACGUUCUGUUGUCAAUGAAGCCCGCAGGAGACGUCAUCAACGCGAGCUCAGUGACUCUCGGCUGCAGCAGUCACGCCAACCCACCCGUCCCACAGAGUGGAUACAGCUUGCACAAGGACGAUCAGUUGAUAAGUUCUGGACGCGACCACAUCAUCUCUCCCCUUCAACCCCGCCACAGUGGACUGUACCACUGUCAGGCCUCCAACAACAUCAGCAGGAGAGGGGUCACGUAUGUCAACUCUUCUGGGAUGAACCUGGAUGUGCAGUAUAUGCCAAGUGUUGCUGAGGGCAGCAGUGUCAACGUGACAUGCAGCAGCACAGCCAACCCUGCAAACCACAGCCACAUCUGGUAUAAGUGGACCAACUCCAGCUCCCUGCUCCAAAUGGGCUCAGGACAGGUGCUGUCUCUUCCCUCCAUGGAAACUUCCCACACUGGAAUGUACCUCUGCCAGGCCAGGAACCGUCUUGGCGUCGUCAGCUCCACCAAAGUGCUGCUGGCAAUGGACGACGAUACUUCUGGUGGUCAGAGCCUCCCAGUCCGGGUGCUUGCUGGACUCGGGGUGUGUCUUUUUGGGACACUUGUGAUAGCUCUUCUGUUGCUAUGGAAUAAACAGAGGAGCAAGGCCAAAAAAAAGGUUCCAACCCAACAUGUCAGCCCUGCAUCGGCUGAAGAUCCACGCGACAAUAUUUAUGCCAACGUCAGCUUGUCAACGCCGCCUACUCAUCCUCCACCACACAUAUACUCCAAGCAGCAGCACGCUAUUGAUGAACAUGACGAGGUUACUUACUCAACAGUCACCAUCAAAGCCAAACACCCACAAGAAUCAAGGUUCAAGAUGGAGGAGCAUGACGAAACAGUGAUAUAUUCCAAUGUGGCUAACUCCAGCUAAAUGAUAAGCUGCAGUAUCAUAAUAUUAUUAGGAUAUCUUUGUAAAGUUGCAAGCUGUAGAAAAUGGACGUGUAUAUAUAUCCAUCCAUCCAUUUCCUACUGCUUGUAUGUAUAUAUAUCAGGCCAAAAGUUUGGACACACCUCAUUCAAUGAGUUUUCUUUAUUUUCAUGACUAUUUACAUUGUAGAUUGUCACUGAAGCCAUCACA
Messenger RNA from Nerophis lumbriciformis (worm pipefish), 2651 nucleotides. Its product is annotated as B-cell receptor CD22-like. The record is from RefSeq and is a predicted model, not a curated record. Lineage: Eukaryota; Metazoa; Chordata; Actinopteri; Syngnathiformes; Syngnathidae.